UCAGCGGAAGUGACAAUUACAACAUUGAAUGCAAAAGAUCCACAUGGGUUCUCCCUCCGGUCAAGCACGCUGGUGAAGGUUAACCGAGGCUCUCAGGGCUCAAUAUAUAACGGAACCCACAAGUUAUCUGGUGGGUUUUAAGCGAGGGUGAACCGAAAGCUUGUUUGCAGAAAUGGAUCCUAUGAAAGCGCAGCAGCUCGCCGCGGAACUGGAGGUGGAAAUGAUGGCUGAUAUGUAUAACCGCAUGACCAAUGCCUGUCACAGGAAAUGCGUUCCCCCUCAUUAUAAGGAAGCAGAACUUUCAAAGGGGGAGGCUGUGUGUCUGGACCGCUGUGUCGCCAAGUAUUUGGACUUACACGAGAGACUUGGUCGGAAGCUCACCGAGCUUUCCGUGCAGGAUGAGGAGGUGAUGAGGAAGGCUGCAGCUGGGACUGGAUAAGCCAGAUACAGACUUCAACCCUGGGCCUGAAAAUCUUGUAUAGUUUGGUUUUUGUGGGAGGAGCGGGGACUACGGACAUCCAAAAAGGGGAAAUUGGGCUGCAUGGCCCCAAAUGUUAACAUUAUAUGAACAUUACAACAACUAUUCACUACAUGACAAAGUACAGACUUUUGUUUGGAGGUGGGGUAUAUUUUACUCCAAGAAUUGGUGGAAUCUGGCAGUGUUUGUAGUUUGUUGUAUGGAAGAUUUUUAACAUCACAGGAAUAAAACUUUAUCUGGGUGGAAAGAUUUAUGGAGUAUUGUGAGAUUGUGUGUUCUUGUGAAAUUGUGUUUCUUUUACAUUUUGUGGAUGUUUUUUUUAUGUUGAUGAGAUCAUUGUAUUUUAUGACACAAUGUGAGUAAUUUUG
Messenger RNA from Xyrauchen texanus (razorback sucker), 846 nucleotides. RefSeq names its product mitochondrial import inner membrane translocase subunit Tim10. Lineage: Eukaryota; Metazoa; Chordata; Actinopteri; Cypriniformes; Catostomidae. Gene Ontology annotation, biological process: protein insertion into mitochondrial inner membrane. The transcript has 2 exons. The record is from RefSeq and is a predicted model, not a curated record. Gene Ontology annotation, cellular component: mitochondrial inner membrane. The coding region runs from base 173 to 439 and encodes 88 amino acids.